Candida albicans SC5314 is the source of this 753-nucleotide messenger RNA. It is a transcript of the gene FGR41, whose product is annotated as Fgr41p. NCBI's taxonomy places the organism in Eukaryota, Fungi, Ascomycota, Pichiomycetes, Serinales, Debaryomycetaceae. The transcript has a single exon. The record is from RefSeq and is a predicted model, not a curated record. The coding region runs from base 1 to 753 and encodes 250 amino acids.
AUGAAGAUUUCCAACUUAAUUCCAGCUUAUUUGUUACCAUUUUCCUUAUUUUGUCAAGUUUUAGGUGCUCCCACUAAUGGUAAACGUGGUAACGUUGUUGUUGUCAAAGUGAAAACAACUGUGCAACAAACCCAAACUGAUAUUCAAACCAUCAGUGAAGCAACGGGUACAACAACAAACUAUUUGAUAAAUACCAGUACUGAAACCUUUACCAGGUAUACUGCUACUGUCACUUCUACCGUUUAUGGAGUUCCUCAUACUUAUACCACAGUUGCUACUACACCAGUUUCUGCAGCUGAUGUUAUUCCUAAUAGCGAAAAUGAAGUUAAGUCCUCCCCUACAGAAAGUCCCGUGGAACAAGAAACUUCAACUUCUUCCACCUCUGUCGCUACUACCACAACUCCUGUUGCUAAGAACCCGGUUUCAUCACAAGAAACUUCUACCCCAACCCCAGUUCCACCUGAAACAACAUCAACUUCUAGCUCUUUGCUAUCAUCUUCACAACAAACUACAACUUUAGCUCAAGUUUCGGAAACUGCUAUUAAUGAUACUACAGAAAGUAGUGGGCCUACAAUUACUGGUUCGGUGAGCUCACAAACAACUGAUUCAUGGAUAAUUGAAAACAUAUCCACUGUCACUUCUGAUGGUACUUGUUUUGUCAAUUAUGAUUACUACUAUGCUACUGAAACUGAUGAUGCUGAAGAAACCACUACAUUAACUUCAACAAUCACUACAACUGUCACUCUCAAUUGA